This is a messenger RNA of Helobdella robusta, 507 nucleotides long. RefSeq lists its product as hypothetical. The coding region runs from base 1 to 507 and encodes 168 amino acids. The record is from RefSeq and is a predicted model, not a curated record. The transcript has 3 exons. NCBI's taxonomy places the organism in Eukaryota, Metazoa, Annelida, Clitellata, Rhynchobdellida, Glossiphoniidae.
AUGAUUAAGUCAUACAAGAAAAAAUUUAAAUAUUUGAUUUUUUUAUGUUUAAUUUUAAAAACGUUAAUUUUCACUGUCUACAAAUUAAACGAGUUAAAAACUUCAAACGGUUCGUACGUGACAUUAGGCGAGAGUAUGUUGCGUGGGGACCACCGGGCGGGCAACCACCUUUUCAUGUUGGCGGCCCUCUUAAGGUUCUCCCACUUAACUGGCAGGAAGAUCAUCAUGCCCGUCAACAACAACACUUGGUACUUGGAUAAACUCUUCGACUUCCAAAGAUAUUCUCAAUCAAGAUACAACGAUGGAAUUAUAAGAUGGGUCUUGAGAUCCGCUCUGAACUUCGCAAGUGAUGGAGAAGUAGUCAGAGAACAGUCUCAAGAGAAUAGUAUGGUCAACAGUAUCAAAAGCCGAGGAAAAGUCAAGAGCAAGAAGAAGAGUAGAUUACUAUUGUCACUAGAGAGAAGGAUAUCAUUGUGUAUUUUAAGUAAAGAAGUUUCAGUACUGUGA